UACAGCUCGCUUUAUAUAUUACUACUUUUUUUUUUUCUUCUUAAGUAUACAUCUUUCUGCUUUUCACUUGUUGAGCCGACACAUGGCCGACUCUGUGUUUCUACACUUUUAAAGACAGCACGGACUGUUGGUCAAGAGAAGAGCAUUCCGGAAACGAGACCCUGAGUAAUAGGAAGUGAUUGGAGCGAGCCAGGUCUUUGGUGAAAGUCUUGGAGUGCAUUUUCGUUAGCUACAAAAACCAAAAAUGGCUACCAUUAAGACCUUGGAAACCAAAGGCAUCCUCACUUCGACCCCAAUCAGAGGAGCAGGAGAUGGAAUGGAAACAGAGGAGCCCCCUAAGUCUGUUGAAGUCACCUCUGAAGUGCAGCCUGUAAAUCAGCAUGUCCUUCAGAGUCCACGUAAGAAAGUUCCCUCCGACAGCCCAGGAGUGCUCCAGCUCGGAAAGAUUCUUACUGAAAAAGCAGUGGAAGUGGACGCUGUGAGGAUAUUUGUCCCCAAAGCUGCCAUCACUCAUGACAUCCCCAGCAAAAAUGCAAAGCUUAAGUCUCUAGGCUAUCACCGAGAAGAAGUCCACCCUCAGCCAGAGGUAGUUACAGACCCCAGGAAGGAACUCUCAGAGGCAAAGAAGGUUUUAGAAAAACUCAAGAAUUCUGAAAGGCGGCUACUUCAGGACAAAGAAGGCCUUUCAAACCAACUCCGAGUACAGACAGAGAUAAAUCGUGAGUUAAAAAAGUUGCUGGUGGCUUCUGUUGGAGAUGACCCACAGUAUCACUUUGAACGUCUAGCCCGGGAGAAGAACCAGCUCAUCUUAGAAAACGAAGCACUAGGUCGAAACACAGCCCAGCUUUCUGAACAGCUGGAACGGAUGUCAAUACAGUGUGAUGUGUGGAGAAGCAAAUUCCUCGCAAGCAGGGUAAUGGCGGACGAAUUAACGAACUUCAGAGUAGUUUUACAGCGUCAAAACCGAGAUGCCCAGAGUGCCAUACAGGAUCUCCUGAGUGAACGGGAGCAGUUUCGCCAGGAAAUGAUCUCUACCCAGAAGUUGUUGGAGGAACUCUUGGUCUCCUUACAGUGGGGAAGGGAGCAGACGCACUUCCCCAACACACAGCCCCACAGCACAGCAGGGCUGGCACUUGCAAACCACAAGUUGGCAGAGGCUGUGCAUGCUCAUCUUCUGGGAAAUGUUGGCAUCAGUAAUCAAAAGAAGAUUCCAGCACCAGUAGACUUCUUCAGUACCCCAGCUGAGAAAAUGGCUGAAAAGGUUCUACGUAUUUUGGAUCCCGUUACCUGUACAGAAAGCUCACCGGACAAUCCAUUUUCUGAAUCUUCACCAACCACAUUACUCACUACAAAGAAAAAUAUUGGACGUUUCCAUCCCUAUACCAGAUAUGAAAAUAUAACUUUCAAUUGCUGUAAUCAUUGCAAGGGAGAACUCAUUGCUCUUUAAUGUGUCAUAUAUUGAAGGUUUAUUUGGGAGCUGGGGUUCUUAUGAUGCUGAUAAUAAAACCAAUUCAUCUUUAUAUAAUAUAUAUCUACAAAGAUAUUUCAUGUACUAGUUUCCAAAUUAUUUUUCUUAAGAAAUGUCUCAGGGUAAGAAAAAGUGAAGCUAUGUAGACAUAUUUAAAGUACUUCCCAGAGAAUUCACAGUGUUUGUGCUAAAACACUAAAAAAGAUUUUGUAACUUUCUUUUAGGCACUAAAUUAUUAUUCUUUGUUAUAUAUUUUGUAUAAACUAUAAGCAGGUUUCAUUUUGGUGCAUAAAGCAAAAACAGGUCAACUACAACCAUGCGCUGGAUGUGGCCAUGCCCAUCACUUUCCUGUGACCUAAUCUGCUUCCCUGCACUGCAGCAGUGUUCAGUGUGGGGUUAGCAAGCCCAUUCCUUUAUAGGGCAUGUUUGCUAGUGUAAUAACUGGGGUACAGGAAAAAGGGAUUUGCAUUCCCUUUGUGGUCACAUUUAGGGUAUAAAAAAGAGGCCUUCAGAAACAACCCAGGUAAAGGGAUUAAUCUUUCUAAACAAAUACGUUAGGAAAAUAAAAACAUAUUUUAGAGCUACAACAAAUACUUCAACAAAAGUGUUCCAUGCUGUUUGUUUUUUGCAAGGUGUUGUGUCUUCUGCAUGGUUGUAGUUGGACAACCUAAAGGAAAAAGAUCCCUAGUCACUGACUCAUGAUGACAUGUGCAGCACAACAGGGGUAUCUGGUUUGAUAAUAUAAUGAUGGAAAAUGAGUGUCUAAGGAAAAUGUAAUCCAUUAAUUUACAUAUUCUAUGUAAUAUAUUAUUUGUAAUGUAGCAUAAGAUGCCCUUUCAUUGUCCUUUAAAUAUUCACAAAUAUCUGUCAUAAAAAAUAUACUGAAUUUUAAAAAUUCAGAGAAAUCUUCAAAAGGCAAAUCUGGCCUAAUCAAAAUACACUUUAGUAUCAAACAUGCUAUUUCUUGUCAGACUCAUCUGAGUCAUGUUUAUAGCUUUCAGUGGCAAUAAACUUGUGUAUUUCCCUCUUG
This is a messenger RNA of Cricetulus griseus (Chinese hamster), 2498 nucleotides long. The record is from RefSeq and is a predicted model, not a curated record. Lineage: Eukaryota; Metazoa; Chordata; Mammalia; Rodentia; Cricetidae.